AUGGUUUCCAAAACCGUUUCCAAAACCACGCGAGCUGCUACUGCAGCAGCAAGAAGGGCGGCUGUACGCAUGCGUAAAGCAGGAGAGAGAACUUCUCACACCUCAGCAGCAGGUAAUUCGUCGCCUGUUGUCGUGAAUCCUCCACGUGGUGAGUCACCGCGUGCGACAGACAAAGCAUCCGACUCGAAGGCGACUCCUCACGCCUCGGGAUCACACGGGGCGGACACUGAAAGAUCCAGGUUGACUGGCUCUGGCAAACGCGGUGGUAUUAUUGCCGAGAUCUUCGGAUCGAGUGAUUAUUCCGAUGAGUCUCCGCCUCACGCAAGUCCAUCCAGCGAUAGGACUCGUGGGGAUGGUGGUGGUGCACCUGUACAUCACCACGAGCGAAGUAAUUCAAGGGAUCGGGGUAACACUGGUGCCAGUGCUCAUACUGGCACCAAUCAAGAGGCCAGGGACCGAAAUGUCCUGCGCCACGCUCUCCAAGUGAAGUCUCCAUGGAUGCCGCCAUCCAGAGAGUUGGACCGAUUGGCCGGCACGACUACCGAAUGGCUACGAGUCCCGUUGUUCGAUUGCAGGAAGAUUUGCCCACCUGAUUCCAGCACGGGAACUAUCCGUGCUGAGGAAGAACAUUUCACCGAUGCGUUCUUCAAACAUCGGUGGUACAAUGGUAGCCGUGUUCGGGACGGCAAAGCCUUGGUGCAGGGAUGGAAUGCCCUCAUCCAUAACAUCGAGUGCUUUGGCCGUGAGGCUUGGCUCACCAAACUUGAUGCAGCUCGCAUCAGGUAUGAGAAACGCAACCCAGUCGGGGCGCGAUACAAGUUGCACCGGCUUUCAAGAGAGGCAGGAUUACCCUGUCUCUCGUGGGGUGAUUCGUGUCCAGGUUUCCUGGACAGCUCGAAAAUGUUCCCCUACGGAGGCCUUCCUCCCUAA
Peronospora matthiolae is the source of this 930-nucleotide messenger RNA. The record is from the annotation of a GenBank genome assembly. Lineage: Eukaryota; Oomycota; Peronosporomycetes; Peronosporales; Peronosporaceae.